UUUCUCUCUGAGUGAUAAAUACCAGUGCUGCUCCUCACGAAACAUCCAUCUACAGAGAGUAUUUGAAGCGUAUUUUAAAAUAAGUUAAAUCACGCCCUAUUUCCGAGUGUGUUUGGUUCUGGAAGCAAGUAUCUGAAAAAUGCGAGAAAGUCGUGUUUCUGUGGCACCAUCAGUUGCGAAAUCACUGGCUACAAACGCUUCUGAUCAUGUCCUAGUGAUUCCUACAUCCAAAGUUGAUCGCAGUAACGUUCAACAGAAAAGGCCAAACUUUGAAGCCAGCCGGAAUAGUCAGAAAUUUAGACCUCGAGCAGUCUUAUCCAGUCCCGAAAAUGAUCAUCUCAUUGGCGGGCAAGAGAUGAUUUAUUCCAAAGGUGAAUUCGAAACGAGCCAGAAGAAAAUAGGCCUUCCAUGUUUAGCAAAUUUUCGAAACGAAGCUUUCGAGAAAAAAAAUACUACUGUUCUUAAGCACAAGAGAACAGUUGGUCUGUCAAUCGAAAAGGACCAAGCUCCAGUUUCAUAAAUUUCUGCGAGUUCAUCAGCAGUUUUCUUUUGUUGUGUGCACAGAAAAUUGAUUGUGAUGCAUGAAUUGUAUGAUGAUAUAUUUGUAUGGUUUGUUUGCCACCUUUGUUUUGCAGAUUAUAAAUUCUGAUUAUUAACUGCUUUAUUGUUUGUAACUUGUAACAUGAAAUUGGAAAUAUAGUCCUCGGUUUUGAAGUUUCAG
Messenger RNA from Daucus carota subsp. sativus, 721 nucleotides. RefSeq lists its product as uncharacterized. The coding region runs from base 140 to 520 and encodes 126 amino acids. NCBI's taxonomy places the organism in Eukaryota, Viridiplantae, Streptophyta, Magnoliopsida, Apiales, Apiaceae. The record is from RefSeq and is a predicted model, not a curated record. The transcript has 4 exons.